GAAAAGGGGAGCGAUCCGCCAGAACAAAAUUUUCAUAUUGCUUCUCUCUCUUCCUCUCCGAUCAGAUCGGCCGCCUCUUGUCUGUAACAACGGGCCACUGAGAAUCUUUCCUUUAUUCCGUAUAUUUUCCGUCUCUUUAAUUUGUAUGUUAUGUUUAAAUUUUGAAAAUUUCUGUUCCGACCGUUGGUCAUUAGAUUUUUCCAUCAUUGGGGCAAAUUCUUGAUCUCGGUUUCGAUUGAAAGUCUCACAAAAUUUAUUGCAUUUGGGAUUUCUCGAUUCGGCCUGUUAUUUUUCUUCGCGCGAAUUGUGUUGGGGACGCAAUUUUUGCGUUACUUUUAUGAAAAUUUUGUGUUUGGGGAUUUUUGGUCUUAAUGGCAUCAGCCCAGGUGCUGCAAAACUCAGCCGCUUCAUCACGGAAACAAGAGCAUUUGGAAGCUGGAAAGCGCCGGCUAGAUGAGUUUCGUAAAAAGAAAGCAGCUAAGAAGGCUGCAUCUACUAGUCAAGUUCGCAAUUCUGAUGGCCAAAAUGGAAAACAACCUUCAGAAAAUGAACAUGUACGAGCUAACGAGUUAAACGGAGUUAGCACAUCUGAUGGAAUUGGUGGAACUGUUUAUGACACAUCAGCUGCUGUGACGAGCAAUGACAAAAGCCUGAAUUUAUUUACCCAAAGUAGUAAUCGCUCUGUAGCUGGUAUAACUAGUUCCGAAAGGGAUGAUCUUAAUUCUUUUCCUACUAUUCUGACGGAGUCGCAUGCAAAUAUUGAUGAAGCUAGUAGAUAUAAUGCUUCUGGUCUUACCGGAUCUAUAGAGUUUAGUCAAAAUGAAGGAAAUCAGGUGAAUGAUAUAUAUACAGUUCAUACUGGUGGAGUAGCAUAUGGGACUACAUAUCAUGAAAAUAUCACUCUCAAUUCACAAGAAAUUCAGCCGUUUGAUAGUAAUUCUAAUCUAUCUACUCUUCAUGGAAUGAAUCAAAGCCAAUCAACGAAGAGUAGCAGUUCAAUGAAUGAUUAUACCGUUGCAGAUCACUGGUCUUAUUUUUCGUCAAAAUUUUCACCUCAGAGUUCUGCUGAUACAAUACCACAGAUUAAGCCAAUUAAUUCUAGCACUGUAGAUAGUGGCUACAUGCAUGGUGCCCUCUAUGGAGGCCAUGGUGAUUCGUUGGGUUCUGAUUGGGGAAAGACCAUUACAAGCUCCGGUGGUGGUUUCCCUAAUCUGCUUGGUGCAACGAUGGAAAAGUUAGAUUCUACAGGUUCCAAUGCAGGGCAUUCACCCAAUCAUAUCCCAACCUAUUCAGUGCCUAUGGAAUCUAGUUCUAGGAGGUCUCGUCCAUCCUUUCUUGAUUCUCUAAAUGUUGCUAGACCUUCUUCAGGGGCUCCUUAUCUUCAACCUGAAAAAGAUUCCUCUUCCUCUAAUCAUCCAGAACCAGGCAUCGUUGGUACAUCAGGAUCCACCUAUUUUCCCAAUCUAUCCAUGGAGACCAAAACCAUGGUGCCUUUUUCAAAUUCUACACCUCCAAGUGUGCAAAGUCAAUUUGAUCAUUCAACAAGCUCCUCAAAUUUUAACAGUAAUAGUCAAGACAUUCUAAGUGGGAGUGUGAAGGAGAACAACGUGGAGAAGAAGCAUGAUAUAUUUGCUCCUACACAAAAUGAAGACUUUGCUGCUUUGGAACAGCAUAUUGAAGAUCUUACGCAAGAAAAAUUUUCUUUACAACGGGCUCUUGAGGCUUCACGAUCAUUGGCGGAGUCUUUAGCUGCUGAAAAUUCAUCUCUAACAGAUAACUAUAAUCAACAGAGAAGUAUUGUCAACCAAUUGAAAUCUGACAUGGAGAGGUUACAGGGAGAAAUCAAACUUCAUCUGAUUGAACUUGAGUCUGUCAGGAAUGAAUAUGCUAAUGCACAACUUGAGUGUAAUGCUGCUGAUGAACGUGCCAAGUUAUUGGCAUCUGAAGUGAUUGGUCUGGAGGAUAAGGCACUCAGAUUGAGGUCAAGUGAGCUAAAGCUUGAGAAGCAAUUGGAAAAUGCACAAGCUGAAAUUACUUCCUACAGAAAGAAAAUGUCCAGCCUGGAGACAGAUCGCCAUGAUCUGCAGUCAACCAUUAAUGUUCUUCAAGAGGAAAAAAAGCUGUUGCAGUCCAAGGUACGGAAGGCCUCUGGAAUUGGGAACUCUAUUGAAAAUUCAACUAAUAAAAAGGAUGUUUCUACAUCUACGGAAGACAUAGCAAGCACGGCUGUUGCUGCAACCUCUUCCAGUCAGGAGACGCAUGACUCAGCUACGGAUUACUCUGGUUUACCCUUCGUUCCUGAGGUCGGGCACUCAACUUUUGGAGCUUCUCCGGCAAAUAUUCCACCAGAUCAGACGAGACUGAUUGAGAACAUUAAUGCACUUAUUUCUGAGUUGGCGUUGGAGAAAGAAGAACUGCUGAAGGCUUUGGCAUCUGAAUCAUCUGAGUGUUCCAGAAUGAAGGAGCUAAACAAGGAUCUGUCCCGAAAACUUGAGGCCCAGACGCAAAGAUUGGAAUUUUUGACUGCUCAAAGCAUGGCUGGUGACCAUGCUCCAGCGAAACAACCAGACGUUCACACUACGUAUGACAAUGCCCCAUAUGCAGAUGAGGGUGAUGAGGUGGUGGAAAGGGUGUUAGGAUGGAUUAUGAAGCUGUUUCCUGGUGGGCCAGCGAAACGAAGAACCAGCAAACUCAAUUGAUAGAUUUGUUGCAACUUUUGUCAUCUCAUUCUACACCUUGGUAUUGUGAUAUCAACGCACAGAACCAGUAAUCGUUGAUCCAGAGUCUGCACCAAGAUACCUUUUUGUUUAUUGUCGCCUCCUCAACACAGCGGAGGCCGUGAUCUUGUAUAUUUUGAGUGGAGCAAUGCAUUCUUGAAGAAAGAUGUCCUUUCAGAGCUGCUUAUUGAUUGGUGAAUCCAAUUGCAUUUGUUUUGGGAAGAUAUGCAAUAAAAUCUGUCCUAUAGUUUGAUCUCUGAUUGAAUUCCAAGUUUCGUUCGUCUAAAUUGUGGGGAUGUAGAAGGGAGAAUGUUUAUGUACCCAAAAGCUUAGAGGGGAAAAGCAGAGAUAUGGGAAUAUUUGUCAAAUAUUCAAGUGACAUAUGUAAGACAGGUAUAUAAUAGAAACGUGUUUUCUUGCACUUGUCAU
Messenger RNA from Neltuma alba, 3146 nucleotides. RefSeq names its product protein BLISTER. Gene Ontology annotation, biological process: regulation of growth. Lineage: Eukaryota; Viridiplantae; Streptophyta; Magnoliopsida; Fabales; Fabaceae. The coding region runs from base 372 to 2699 and encodes 775 amino acids. The transcript has 13 exons. The record is from RefSeq and is a predicted model, not a curated record.